CGCUGACGUCGCUUGUCCAUAGCGCUCUCUCGGAUCUUUUGUCAAUCCCGAAAAAAGGCGUUUUUGAAUCGAGCUCGCAUCCAUUGUCUCCUGUUGCGUUUGAUGAUAAACGUUCAGGAUUCGUAGUUGACUGUUUGGUUCCCGACGAUUUCUCGUCUCCAGUUAUUCCGUCCGGUUUGGUGUUCGGGAAGUACAAGGUAGUUUUUAGUUUUCCGUAAGCGGCACGUGUUGUUCGACAGCGGACGCCUUUGAAGUUGCCGCCGAGGAUUUCGCGCGAUUUUUCCUUCAUGGACGGUUUGUUUGAUGUCGGAGAACACGACGAAAAAGAUUUGACAACGAAGUCUUCCAUCACUCACUGCGCAAUCGAAGAACUGAAAUCGAAGUUAAUCAAUAAGGAAUCAGAUUCGGACGAAACAAUGAUACCAGAAACGGAGAAGAGGAUCGGCGAUCACAACCAUUCAUCCACACCUCAUCUCAACGAAGAUGGCCUAAUAUUACCGAGGAAACCAGCGAACCCCGUCAAAGAGAACCCAGAGAGACAAAACCUGCAUAGGGAGCUAGCUUUCAAUCAAAAAAUUGGCAAGAACGUACUGAACCAAAAAUCGGAACUCCAGAGGGCGCUAGAGAAACAAAAAGAAAUUCUUGCCAAGAAAGAAUUAGAAAACAAUAUACAAACUCAGAAACCAGAAUUAGAAAAAGUGAUCGCCGAAAGAGCGAAGAAACUAGAAGAAAAGAACAACGACUCCCAAAAUGAAGAUGACAAAGUACUCAACAGCGAGUUUCUGCAAGCCCGUAUGAAGUUGAAGACUAGGACUGAAACAAAAUGAAUAGAGAUUAUUUCACAAAUUGUUUUAUAAUUUUCUUAACGUGUAUUGAUUUACAUAGUAUCUGUACAAAAGGACGAGUUCGGUUGAGGCCGGAUUUUUGCACGUGGUCAACGCUUAAAAUCGUAGGGUUAAGCUCAAGCAAUAAAAAAUAAAAUCGAACAACGCCCAAGUUCAUAAACAUCUUUGAUAGACUGAAUUUGGAGACCCGAUAGGCUUCAGUAUGACUCGCCCUUUAAAUUAAUUAUUGUAUUGUGAUAAGUAUUUGACUAAGUUAUAUUUAAUUUUAAGUUUCUUGCAUUGUAAAAUACACCGUAUUUUUUCUA
Coccinella septempunctata (seven-spotted ladybird) is the source of this 1150-nucleotide messenger RNA. Its product is annotated as protein FAM107B. The record is from RefSeq and is a predicted model, not a curated record. The transcript has 5 exons. Lineage: Eukaryota; Metazoa; Arthropoda; Insecta; Coleoptera; Coccinellidae. Bases 288 to 827 code for a protein of 179 amino acids.